GCGGCGCGGCCCUCGGCCCCCGGGCGUUUCCCCCCCAGGGCCAGCCGCGCCGCGCCCCGCCGCGCCCGUUCGCCCACGGGGCGGCUCUGCUCGGCUGCCGCCUCGGGCGUUCGCCAUUGGGCUCGGCCGCCGCCUCGGGGCUCGGCUGCCGCCUCGGCUUCCGCCUCGAGGAUCCCGUUUGCCCCCAGGGCUGAGGCGCCCAGGGCCAUGUCGAUGCCUCCCACACUCCGCUGUGUGGGCGUCGAGGCCAUCGCCUCGAGGGCGCUCAACGGCGCCUACGAGUACAUCGGGGCCGUCGGGGGCAGGCCGUGCUACCGGCAGAUGGGCAUCUCGUGCCGCAACAGCCUGUGGUUCGCCCCCGGCGCGGCCUGGGGCGCCUCCUGGGUGCUCACGACCGGCGAAGCCGCCGAGGGCGCCGCGCCGGAGGCCGUGGCCCGGAGCCUCUCCGCCGCGCGGCACCCGUGGGAGGUGGGCGGCUGGGAGGUGUGCGGCCUGGGCGACUCUUUCGUCAGCGCGCCCGCCAUGCGCUUCGUCCAAAUGCCUCCGGACGCUGAGAUCCUCGUCGAGGCGCCGGAGACCCCCAGGGCCUCCGGGACCUACCGCCGCCGCGGUAAGCCCGGCGGGGGCGACGGGGCCUCCCGACGUGCUCGCUGACGGCGGAGGCGAGGAGGCGAGCCUGAGGCUCUUCUUCAUGGAGGGCCAGCAGAGUUGGUAUCUCGCCGAGCUUGCGGACCCGGAGGAGGAGGGCGUCAAGGAGGUGCUGCUGCGCUCCGUGCCCGCCCCGGGGCCCGCGCUGUGGCCCUGGCAGACGGAGGACCACGGCUGGCAGCGGCCGGCGCGGCCGACCCACGGCCUCCUCGUCGACGGCGAGUGGGUCGGCGCGCCCGGGGCGCGGGUGCGCCCCGGGAGCCCGGCGGUGAGGCUGUGCAGCGUGUCGGAGGAGCCGCUGCCCCGGGGCCUGCGGGGCGCCUACCGGCCGGCUGGGAUGCUGAACGGCCGCGUGUUCUACGCGCAGGACGGCUCGGCGGGCCACGACCUGGGGGAGGAUGGUUACGUGGGCCAGCUGUACGUCUGGUACGCCGAGGACCGGGGGCAGUGGGUGGUGUCCGUGCCGGAGCACCUUGGCGACUCCUCGAUCGUGCGGGCGCGGGUGUCGUCCAGGGCGUGGUGGCCCUGGGAGGCCCACCUGGGCAGCUGCACCAGCCCCUCGGCUCUGGGGGCGCUGGUGCCGACUGCGGUCGCGCCGCCCUGGGAGGGCAGCAAGUUCGGCUACGCCGCCAGGGCGCCCUGCUGGGAAGCGUACGACGGGGAGGACUUCCGGCCCGUGCCCCACCUGGCGAUCAGGAUGGAGGUGCCCAGCCAGUGCGAGGCGGUCGGCAGGGAGGGGGCGCAGCACCCCUUCCUCGGCGCCUACGACCUCGCGGAGAUGCUGGGCGGCCGGCCGUACUUUGUUCAGCGGCAGCCCCUGUUGCAGGACGACAGCUCGCCAUCCAUGGGGAAGCAGGCCAUGUUGGCCGCCAAGCGGUGCUUCGUCAUCUGGUACUCGGAGGACUCUGAACACUGGGUCGUCACCGAGGACUUCCGGCUGCUCUACGACCUGCUGGACUCCUACCACGUGAGCGCGCGCGCCGCGGAUACCUGCUGGACGCCGUGGGAGGUUGCGGGCCGCUGCUGGGAGGUGCCCGACGGCUCCGGAGGCUGGGUGCGCGACCCCGAGCUCAGCAUCCGGCCGUUGCGGUGA
This is a messenger RNA of Prorocentrum cordatum, 1741 nucleotides long. The record is from the annotation of a GenBank genome assembly. Lineage: Eukaryota; Dinophyceae; Prorocentrales; Prorocentraceae.